AUGAAUAUGUUGCCUGAUUUCGAUGACAUGGACAUGGAAGAUGAAGAUGAAGAUGAUGAUAUCGUUGAGAUCAAUGUCAAUCAACACCUAAAUUACGAGAGUUUUGGACCAAUGAUUGAAGCCAUUGGCCAAUAUGGUCCUGGUAUGAAGCCACCGACUUACCAUGAAGUGCGGGUUACCCAACUCAAAAAAGAAGUGAAACAUACUGAAGAUUUGAUGAAGGAUCAUAAAGAGGAUUGUGCAAAAUACGGGUGUUCCAUAAUGGUUGAUGGUUGGACUGAUAAGAGAGGAAGGACAUUGAUUAACUUUUUAGUUAAUUGUCCAAGAAGAACCAUGUUUGUUGAGUCGGUUGAUGCUUCUAGCUAUUCAAAGGAUGGGCAAAAGCUAUAUGAAUUACUAGACAAGUUUGUGGAGAAAGUUGGAAAAGAGAAUGUGGUGCAAGUUAUCACUGAUAGUGCUCCAGCUAAUGUGAGGUUUUUGGAAGCUAAGUAUGAACACUUGUAUUGGACACCAUGUGUUGCUCAUUGUUUGGACUUGAUGUUAGAAGACAUUUUCAAGAUACCUAGACUGAAAAAGACAUUUGAAAGGGGUAUUGCAGUACAUGGCUACAUUUACAAUCAGCCUACGUUGCUAAACAUGAUGAGGCGCUAUACAAAUUUGAAGAAUUUGACCAAGCCUGCAAAAACUAGAUUUGCAACCGCCUUUUUGACUUUGUCUAGGAUGCAUCAACAAAAAAACAAUUUGAGAAAGAUGGUCACCUCCGAAGACUGGACCUCAAGCAAAUGGGCAAAGGAGCCACAAGGUAAAAGAAUGGCACAAACUUUGUUGAUGCCUUCAUUUUGGAAUACUGUUGUGUUUGCCCUUAAGGUCUCGGGUCCUCUUGUCAAAGUGCUUAGAUUGGUAGAUACCGAGAAGAAAUCUCCCAUGGGAUACAUUUUAUGA
Camellia sinensis is the source of this 942-nucleotide messenger RNA. RefSeq lists its product as uncharacterized. Lineage: Eukaryota; Viridiplantae; Streptophyta; Magnoliopsida; Ericales; Theaceae. The record is from RefSeq and is a predicted model, not a curated record.